Paramecium sonneborni is the source of this 3179-nucleotide messenger RNA. NCBI's taxonomy places the organism in Eukaryota, Ciliophora, Oligohymenophorea, Peniculida, Parameciidae. The record is from the annotation of a GenBank genome assembly.
AGCAGAUAAUGUAAAUAUUCAUUUAUAUUUAUUUAGAAUUUAGAUGAAAAAUAAGUAUACAUACUGAGGUAGCAAAUGAUUUGCUACAAACAAGUUUAAAGGUAAGAUUGAUAGUGACUCUUUAGAAAUCAACAUAUUGAAAAUGAAAAAUAGAUGUUGCCUUAUUCGAAAGAGUAGUGGGAAGUUGAGAAGGAAAAGAUAUUUUAGAAUUCCAUUCGAUAUUUUCAUGAUAAAAUUGAUAAAAAUGAGGAACUAAAAUCGAUGUUCCGAGACCGCUAUCCAAAACUUAAAUUGGAUCUUAAUUAGGAAGUAAGCAUAUAUAUUGAUUAUUAAUUUAGGAUAUAUGGAUGUUUAGUGAUCGAAUGUAAGGAUAUAUAGAGAAGAGAAGAUAAGAUAUUGAGUAGGAUCUUAAAAAGACACAUUAAAAUGAUCCAAAAUAUUUGAGUUUAAAAAUUGAGUUGCUUUUAAUCAAUUCUAAGGAUUUUUAUUUAAAAAUAAAAGAUGCUAUUUUGAAUCCACUUUUAUAAGAAGAAAAUUAAACAGUUUUAUAAUCAAGAAUGUUAGAGAGGUUGUUACUUGAUAGAAAUUAUUUUAAAAGAGAUAAACCAUAAAGAAGACCAGAAAACAAACUAUCAGAUAAGUUUGAAUUAAGUAUGAUAAGACAUGAAUAAGCAAGAAGGAAAAGAAUAAAAUAGAAGGAAUUUAUGUAAGCAAUAUUUGCACAUCAGAUUGAGUUUAUGGAGUUUCAUAGAAAGAAAUAUAAGCAUGCUAGAAAGAGAAGUGUAUAAUUUAAAGUAGUUUUGGAAUAGAAAGAUAUGAAAUAAUAGUAGAUAGAUAAAUAGAUGAGAAUGAAAGAUAUUAAAUAAGGGGAUAUGGUCACUUAUAUCUAAAAAUUAGAGAAGCUUGAUGAAGCUAAAAAGGAAAGAGUUGUAUCUAUUUUAAGAUAAACAGAUUAAUUUUUAAAAGAUAUAGGUGCGAAGGUUAAGAUAUAGAAGGGUGAAGAAAUUACAGAAGAAGAUGAAGUAGUGGAGAAUAACAAUUCAAAUAAUAAUUUAGGUUAUGAACUUAAUUAAGCAAAUAAAGUAUAUUAUAACAUAACACAUCGAAUAAAAGAAAUAGUUACUAAAUAACCUAUGUUAUUAGAAGGAGGAUAAUUAAAACAUUAUUAAGUUUAAGGUUUAGAUUGGUUAGUGAGUUUAUAUAAUAAUAGUUUGAAUGGUAUAUUGGCAGAUGAAAUGGGUUUGGGUAAAACAAUAUAAACAAUUUCUCUAUUAUGUUAUUUGAUAGAAACUAAGAAAAAUUUUGGUCCUUUUUUUAUUAUAGUUCCAUUAUCAACAUUAAGUAAUUGGGCUAAUGAAUUUGAGAAAUGGGCACCAACGAUAAAAAAAGUUAUUUAUAAAGGUUCACCAUAAAUUAGAAAGGAGAUUUCUAAAUAAAUGAGAACAACAAUAUGGAAUAUAUGUCUUACUACAUAUGAGUAUGUAUUGAAAGAUAGAUUAGCAUUAUCUAAAUAUGAAUGGAAAUAUAUAAUAGUUGAUGAAGGACAUAGAAUGAAAAAUUCUAGAAGCAAAUUUGCAAUGAUUUUAGGUUAAUAAUAUUAAAGUGAGAGGAGAUUAUUAUUAACUGGAACUCCUUUAUAAAAUAAUAUAGCAGAGUUAUGGGCAUUAUUGAAUUUCUUAUUACCAAAAGUAUUUUCUUCAUGUGAAGAUUUUGAGAAAUGGUUUUAAAUGCCUUUAAGUAAAAUGGGAGCAAGUGAAAAAGAUUGUUAAUUAGAUGAAGAAGAAUAAUUAUUAAUAAUUAAUAGAUUACAUUAAGUACUUAGGCCAUUUCUUUUAAGAAGAGUAAAGAAGGAUGUAGAAAAAGAAUUACCUCGUAAAACAGAAUAUGUUAUUAAGAUUAAAUUAUCAGCUUGGUAAAAAAAGAUUUAUGACUAAAUAAAUUAAAGAGGUGUAAUGACUUUUGAUUAAUAAUCUGGAAAAAGUGGAUCAUAAGCAUUAUAAAAUUUAAUGAUGUAGUUAAGAAAAAUAUGCAAUCAUCCAUAUCUAUUCAUGUUAAAUUUAGAUAUGAAUAGAAUUACAGAUGAAAUUUGGAGAUCAAGUGGAAAAUUUGAGUUAUUAGAUAGAAUAAUACCUAAAUUAUUAUACUUUAAACAUAGACUAUUAAUAUUUAGUUAAAUGACAUAAUUAAUGGAUAUUAUGGAAGCAUUUUUUGAAUAUAGAGGUUGGAGAUAUUUACGUUUAGAUGGAUCUACAAAAUCAGAGGACAGAGAAGCCAGAAUUAAGUUAUUUAAUUAAGAAAAUUCUAUUUAUAAUAUAUUUCUAUUAAGUACAAGAGCUGGUGGUUUAGGAUUAAAUUUAUAAUCUGCUGAUACUGUGAUUUUAUUUGAUAGUGAUUGGAAUCCUAUGAUGGAUUUAUAGGCUUAAGAUAGAGCUUAUAGAAUUGGAUAGAAAAAUGAAGUAAGAGUUUUAAGGUUAAUUACUGCAACAUAAAUUGAGGGAAAUAUUCUUAGUAAGGCAGAACACAAAAUGGGUUUGGAUGCAAUUAUUAUUUAGGCUGGUUUAUAUAAUUAGAGAUCUACGGAUUAAGAAAGAAGAGAAAGAUUAUAAGAUUUUUUUAGAUAAAAAAAUAAAGUGGAUUUGUUUGAGGCUGAAGAUAUACCUGAUGAUACUUAAAUAAAUGAAUGGAUAGCAAGAAGUGAAGAAGAAUUUGAAAUGUUUAAUGAACUUGAUAGAUAAAGAUAUGAAGAAGAAAAAUUAAUAUAUAAGAACUUCAAUUAAAAUAGAGAUGAUUAAUAUUAUAAUUAUAGAUUAAUUCAAGAUGAUGAAGUACCAGAAUGGAUUACUUCUAAAUAAAAUGAACCUUAAGAAUUUAAAGAAUAUGGUCGAGGUUAAAGAGAAAGAAAAAAAAAUGUUGUUUAUUUUGAUUCUGAAUCUGAUUACUUAUAAGAUGGAAAGGAAUUAGAGGUUAAUGAUAUGGAUUUGAAAAUUGAUGAACAUAUAGAUAUUGAAUAGAAUGAUGUUUUUUAAGAAGAUGAAGAAAAUCCAUAAGAAUUUAAAAAAAUAAAAAAACUUAAAUACAUGAAUAAUGAUGAUCAUGAUCAUGAAAUUAAUAAAUAUUAAAAUGAUGAAAUUGAAGAUGAUAUUGAACCUAAAUUAAAAAUUAAACGAAAACUUAAUUGA